CGACAAUGUUUCGCUCUAUCCACUGCGUGGUUAAUAGUGCAAGAAAUGGAUCACGACACUACACGGGGUCCGGGUCACUAGAGACAAAUUACCAACGGGUGGCAGAUUACUACGCGGGUAAAUCAGUAUUCGUCACUGGAGCUACAGGGUUUGUAGGAAAGGUAUUUAUUGAAAGGUUACUUUCCAAUUGCAAGGAUAUUGAAAAUGUGUUUGUGCUGAUUAGACCUAAGCACGGUGCAGACACAGUAAAACGUUUACAACAAAUAUUUGAUGUUCCGCUUUUUAACAAAUUAAAACAAACAAGGCCUGGUGAUCUGAAGAAAGUAAUUCCCAUUGAAGGAGACAUUACAACAUCCCAGCUGGGCUUAACGCCAGACGACAAAGAGACUUUAGCUGAUAAGGUGUCAUUAGUAUUUCACUCGGCAGCUACCAUCAGAUUCACUGACAAAUUUCAAGAUAUGAUGAACAUUAACGUAGAGGGAACACAACGAGUGAUAGAUUUGUCUAAGGAAAUAAGAAAUUUAGAAAAAUUUGUCUAUAUUUCGACUGCCUUUUCAAAUUCACAUAUAAAAGUAGUUGAAGAGAAGCUAUACACUCCUAAGAAAGAAUUAUCCGCAGUCCGACAAAUGAUACGAGACCAUGGAACAGAUGAUACGAAAGUUAAUGAAUAUGUCGCGGAUGUUACUAAUACAUAUACACUAUCUAAGGGGUUAUGCGAAGAACUGGUGAGGCAAAAUAAAGAGUACUUACCUACUAUUAUAGUACGACCAUCAAUGGUUACUCCAAUGUACCACGAGCCACUUCCUGGUUGGGUGGACAGUUGGGUGGCAGCUACAGCCGUCUUCAGUAAUUUAUCAAGGGGUCUGAAUCCGUACAUUUAUAGCACUGAGGACGUCGUUUGCGAUCUUAUUCCCGUUGAUUACGUUGCAAAUUUAAUCAUCAUAGCCGGGGCUAAAGGAGCUAUAACGGACGACAUCUCCGUGUAUAAUAUAUGCUCCAGUUCGGAAAAUCCUAUUACUUGGAAAGGCGGUUCUGAUUUAUAUUUAGAACAAAGCAAACGAUUAGGCUACUCUAAUAAGAACAUGCGAGAAAUGAAGGUAUCAAAAUCAAAAUUCGUAGUGAAUACGAUGACAUUUAUUCUGCAAACGGUACCUUGCUUCUUUGCUGAUGUCGGACUGGUCUUAAGAGGAAAAAAACCUAGACACUUCAAAGAAGCUUUUCGUUCAUCUCUACUACGAGAUAUUAUUAGACCGGCAACGUCUACGUCCUUGCUUGUUAAAUCGAAAAAGACCCAGGCCUUAAUCUCCACUCUGGAUGACCACGACAAGAAGUCAUUCCCAUGUGACGUCAACAACAUCGAUUGGAAAGAGUACAGUGCCAUAUUCUGCAGGGGCGUUCGGGAGUUUUUACUGAAAGGAAAAUAAGAUUUAAUUUUAUUUAAAUUAGUAAUUUAAAUUUUUAAACAUGGUCUUUGAGUAUUGAAAAUAAUUUAACCCUUAUGUAGAGAAUUUCUAGGUAAUUUAAUUUCAUUAAAAAUAUAGGUAUGUUACCUAUAUUUUUAUUCAAAUUCAAACAGUAUUUAAAAUUCACUUAAAACGCCUACUUACUUACCUUACAUGGAGUUAAUUGAAGGCUUUAUAUAAGAAUAAUAUAAAAUCAAGACAGGAUUUUCUUUUAACAUCCAUUUACAUAUACAGUCCUAAAUCAUCAUUUCAUAUGAUUAUAUAUUUAAUCUGCAGGGAUAUAAUAAACAAAUUGUCAUAAAUUUAUUUAAAAAAAAACAAAAUAAAACAUCAAGAAUGCUAACUUAAUUUGCACAUUUUAAAAGCGUCAUUCGUUUUUGUUUGUAAAAUAUAUUAGCAUACUUUGCGAGACAAUUAAGCGAGAGCAGUUUUUAUUAAAUUAUACAAUUAUUGUCAAAAUUAUAGAAAAUAAAGAGUUUGAUGAUUUAUACAAAUGUGGAGGACAAUUGUAAAGAAAGCUAGGGCCCAUAUAUUGAGGCAUUAUGAAUGCUUUAAAGGGAAAUCAGUAUUCAUAAUAAAUUUACUACGCAGGUGUAGUAACAGGUAGUAUUUUUAUACAACAGCUUCACGAAAAGAGGGUACUGAAUGCUUAAAGGCCGGUAACGCACUUGCGAUCCGUCGGGUAGAAUUUAUUUUUAUAUAGAGCAGGGGGCAAUUGGGCA
Pieris napi is the source of this 2185-nucleotide messenger RNA. RefSeq names its product putative fatty acyl-CoA reductase CG5065. Gene Ontology annotation, molecular function: alcohol-forming very long-chain fatty acyl-CoA reductase (NADP+) activity. Gene Ontology annotation, cellular component: peroxisome. Bases 6 to 1424 code for a protein of 472 amino acids. Lineage: Eukaryota; Metazoa; Arthropoda; Insecta; Lepidoptera; Pieridae. The transcript has 11 exons. The record is from RefSeq and is a predicted model, not a curated record. Gene Ontology annotation, biological process: long-chain fatty-acyl-CoA metabolic process.